Messenger RNA from Durusdinium trenchii, 498 nucleotides. The record is from the annotation of a GenBank genome assembly. NCBI's taxonomy places the organism in Eukaryota, Dinophyceae, Suessiales, Symbiodiniaceae.
AUGAACUCUAGGCUUUCCAUGGAUCUUCUGAGCGACGUGUUCCUCUGUGGACCGACGAUGAGGACGACGGCGCCCGAGGAUGAGGCUUCGGACGAUGAGUUUCACAUGGAGUCCUGUUCGCCAGUGGCCAACCGCCGGGAGAGUCCCUUCGUGAUCCGCGAUGGGCAGAGGCGGCUCAGGAGAACCUUCUCCGUGAUGAUGGAGGAGGCACGCGUGAGCAACCUGGUGCAGCAGUUUCAGGCGCCGCGCCAGCGCGAGGCGGACAGUGAGACCUGGAGCCCGAUCCAUGUGGCCGCGCAGCAGGGAGACUCUCGAGCGCUCUGCUUUCUGCUCCUGUGCGGUGCCGAUCCACACGAGACGACGGGAACUGGAAGCUCUGCUUGGGACCUGGCCAUGGCCCACAAUCGCCGCGGCUCGCAUGACGAGGUCAUGGCGAUGUUGGAGUCACGGAGUGAGCCAGGAUGGGAGGAUCGCCUGCUGGCGCAGUGGCGUCAGUGA